CGGUUCCGCCGUCGGGCCCGCAGGGGGCGUCGCCCUGACAACGGGCCAUGGCGGCGUGAGAAGCCUCACUUCUGCCGUCUUCCCUCCCGACAAGCUGCAGGAGCGCGGCUGGAGGAGGAGGCCGGCGGGCCUGACAGCCGAAGGAAAUCAGGGCCUCUCCCUCGGUGUUGGGGAGGGGCCUCGGACCCGUUUCUGCGGGGGAUGCUCCCACUGACGCCCAGCGUUGGAGAGGGAAGAUGCUCCAGACAAGUAAUUACAGCCUGGUGCUGUCCCUGCAGUUUCUGCUCCUCUUCUAUGACCUGUUUGUCAACUCCUUCUCCGAGCUGCUGCGCGUGGCUCCCGUCAUCCAGUUGGUCCUCUUCAUCAUCCAGGAUAUCGCCACCCUCUUCAACGUCAUCAUCCUUUUCCUCAUGUUCUUCAAUACCUUCGUCUUCCAGGCCGGCCUGGUCAGUCUCCUCUUUCAUAAAUUCAAGGGGACCAUCAUCUUGGCGGCCACAUACCUCGCCCUGAGCAUCUCCUUCCACGUCUGGGUCAUGAAUUUGCGCUGGAAAAACUCCAAUCGUUUCAUUUGGACCGAUGGACUCCAAGCACUGUUUGUGUUCCAGAGACUGGCAGCCGUGCUGUAUUACUACUUCUACAAAAGGACAGCAGUGCGCCUGGGCGACCCCCGCUUCUACCAGGACUCCCUGUGGCUACGCAAGGAGUUCACGCAGGUCCGCGGCUGAGCCCUCUCCCUCCGGACAGGUGGACAUCCUGCCCAGCCAGCGCCUCCCAAGAGCUGGGCCCAGCGGUCGGCCGGCCCGGACCUUAACGUAGGAGCCUGCCCUCUUUCCUUCUCCCUCGGGCCCCUCGCCCCACACUAGGGGAGAAGCACAGCCUAUCCAAAAGAGCACGGGAGACCUGGGUUCUAAUCCCGGCUCUGCCACUUCCCUGCUGGGUGACUUGGGGCACGUCGCUUAACUUCUCUGGGCCUCGGUUUCCUCAUCCGUAAAGUGGGGAAUCAGUCCUUGUCCUCCCUCCCCUUAGACCGCCAGCCCCUCGGGGAGCCGGGACUGUGUCCGAUCGGAUCGUGCCGCACAUUCCCCGGCACUUAAUAGAGUGCUUGGCAUAUAGUAAGCGCUUAAGAAACACCGCAGUGGUUAUCAUUAGAGGCUGACUCUAAAGUCAGACUAGGGAGUCUGUACCCAGGACUCUGGCCAGUUGUGGAAUUAGAGUUCAAGAGAGGAGACCCUGGGAAAAGUAAGAUGACCCCUCUACUCCGCCAUCUUCUUUUGCUUCCUUUCUAACACACACUCACAAACAUUUCUCCCCCCCACCAUCCUCUUUGCUCUCCCCACUCCCCGCCGUUACUUCCAUUCUGCUCCUCCCUUUACCGAUGUCCUUCCUUCAGAGGCGAGGGCCUGAGGAGCGAUUCCAGCUUUUCCCAAACAGCUCCUGCCUCCCAUAUUUGGGUUAUGUGGGAGCAAACAGUGACCCCCAAGCUCCCCCCCACCCCCAGUAUCUGGGGACUUAGGUGACUCUUGUGUUUCAUACCUUUUAUAUAUAUUUUUUAUAAUAGACAAUAAAUUGGAUUCCUUUUUUGCAGAAA
Messenger RNA from Ornithorhynchus anatinus (platypus), 1588 nucleotides. RefSeq names its product transmembrane protein 138 (gene TMEM138). Gene Ontology annotation, cellular component: cilium. NCBI's taxonomy places the organism in Eukaryota, Metazoa, Chordata, Mammalia, Monotremata, Ornithorhynchidae. The transcript has 5 exons. The record is from RefSeq and is a predicted model, not a curated record. Bases 237 to 725 code for a protein of 162 amino acids.